This is a messenger RNA of Pelobates fuscus (common spadefoot toad), 3628 nucleotides long. It is a transcript of the gene ATXN3, whose product is annotated as ataxin 3. The record is from RefSeq and is a predicted model, not a curated record. Gene Ontology annotation, cellular component: nucleus. Lineage: Eukaryota; Metazoa; Chordata; Amphibia; Anura; Pelobatidae. Gene Ontology annotation, biological process: protein deubiquitination. The transcript is spliced from 11 exons. The coding region runs from base 56 to 1120 and encodes 354 amino acids. Gene Ontology annotation, molecular function: cysteine-type deubiquitinase activity.
CCGGUACGCUGGUGACGUUUUCGUCAGGGGGCGGGGUCCACGACCCGAGAUAAACAUGGAGUCUAUAUUUCAUGAGAAACAAGAAGGAUCUUUGUGUGCUCAGCACUGUCUCAAUAACUUAUUGCAAGGGGAAUAUUUCAGCCCGGUGGAGUUAUCUUCUAUAGCAAUGCAGUUGGAUGAACAAGAGAGGAUGAGGAUGGCCGAAGGAGGCUUAGCCAGUGAAGAGUACAGGAUAUUCAUGCAACAACCCUCUGGAAACAUGGACGACAGUGGGUUCUUUUCCAUCCAGGUUAUAAGCGAUGCCUUAAGAGUGUGGGGGUUAGAACUAAUUCUAUUCAACAGUCCAGAGUAUCAGAUGCUUGGAAUCGAUCCCAUAAAUGAAAGAGCCUUUAUUUGUAAUUAUAAGGAACACUGGUUUACAGUCCGGAAAUUAGGAAAACAGUGGUUUAAUUUAAAUUCUCUGUUGACGGAUCCGGAGUUAAUAUCAGACACUUACCUUGCACUAUUUCUAGCCCAGUUGCAACAAGAAGGCUAUUCCAUAUUUGUAGUUAAGGGCGACCUCCCGGAAUGUGAAGCAGAUCAGCUUCUCCAAAUGGUUCUGGUACAGCAAUUUCAGCGACCAAGACUCAUAGGAGAGGAUGCAGCAGCAAGAGACAGAAGGGUGCAAAUGCAGGAGCAGGCCAUAGAGGGAGAACCCUUAUACGAAGCACCUGUCAUGAUGGAUGAGGAUGAGGAAAACCUGCAGAAAGCGCUAGCUCUCAGUCGGCAGCAGAUUGAUAUGGAAGAUGAAGAAGCAGAUUUGCGCAGAGCCAUUCAGUUAAGCAUGCAAGGUGGCAAUCGAAGCGAGUUUACAGAUUCUCUGUCACCAAACAUUCCUCAAUCGUCCGAGACCAGUGACUCUCUCUCGUCAGAAGAGCUGCGACGAAGGAGACAGAUGUACUUUGAGAAGCAGCAGCAGCAGUUAAAGACGGACACACCGACCUCGGCUGCAACUGAAGACACUACUAAAACACUAACAAACGACACAGAUGCAUCUAUGAAUGAAGACGUGCUGAAGGCUGCUAUGAAUAUGUCUCUGGAUAAAGUUGGAACCAACUCGAAACCUGCAGAGGAGAAAUGACAUAAUCCCUUUAGCCUGUGCACAUGCUGUCCCUGUGUGACCCAUCUCCUCUGUCACACAGGUAGUGAGGAUGUACAUAUUGAGUCCACGUUCUGAAUAACGUUUGCUUGGGAUAUUUCCUGAUGCUUUUAUGAAUGUCGUUUCUUUUUUUUUUUUUAUUCUUCAUAUAUAGAUAGGUUUGUUUCCAGAAUGGCCUUUGGACCUGCAUUUUCUUUUUCCGUUCCCAUUUUGUACCUGCUAUACACAGAUCUAUCCAUAACACAACUCUGCUUAAUAAAACUUGCUGUAAGGAUAAUGUCAACGUGACCAAAUUAACCAUAACCAUUUCUGCAGCGGCAUGCCAAGCAAUAGUCCCGAUCACACAUACAUACUAACCUACCCUUUUUCAGUUUAACCUUUUUGUUUUCGGAGGGUCAGUGGUCCAUUUCUCCGUAACAUGUUUUGUCCCUCCUGAUUUUUGUUGCUUUUAACGCGGUUUACAAACUACGGCUGUUCUCAUGUUUUUUUUAUGUCAACACUGUAUUCAAAUGGAUUUAUAAUUACAGUACAGUAUUUCUCGUGAUCCGGUGAUGAGAAGAGAAGUUAAAUCCUCUUUUAUAGUUGUGGUCCAGCAGGGGUGACAGUGCUUUCUCUCUUGUUUAUAAAAUGGUUUCCAUACGAAAAAAAGAUUUUUGUUGUUAUGACUACAUUUUACAGCUUGACUCUAGCACCAUCCAUUGGCUAUAAUUGAUACUAUGUGAUGGAGUAGAUAGUUCCCUCCACUCCCCUUUGAAGACGAUGUAAAUAUGUCUGUUUUGUGAUUAUUUCAGACUUAGAAGGGAGUGAUGAUCAUAUAGUUUCAAAAUAAAGAAUUACAUUUUUUUUUUUUAAAGUGCAUGCAGCAGUUAACAUGAAUAGUUGUCCGUGUGAGGCAUCAAUAUUAAAUUGUUAUAACACAAAGGGGACAUUACGUUAUGCCAGACUAUCUGCACUAGUUUUUAAUAUGUCAGGCUGUCAUUACCCUAAGCAAGCCAGAGGCGGACAGAAGAGAUUUAGUGGGUCAGGUGGUUUAGUGGUACUCCGUUAACCCUAGGGUGGAGGAAAAAUAUGCGAGAAGUUGUGCUUCACGGGUGAGCAGGUGGCUGUCGCAUAAUAAUGUGGAAUCAUACAUGCCCAUAGUUAUUUUAGUUUUGCAAGAACUGCAUUACAUAUAAGCACAUUUUUGUACAGUGCUUUUUACAGUCCCCCAUAAAGCAUGCUUGGUCAGGAAGUAGAUCCCAACGAUUGCAGAACUGCAACACCCAUGAUGUUUUGCUAUCCUUAGUUACUAAAGCACCACGAGCAUUGUAGUUUUAAUUAAUCUCCAUUUCUGUGCUCACAAACCUCAAAGGACCACUAUACUGCCCGGAAAACACACUUGUUUUCCUGGCACUAUAGGGUCUUUAGGUCCCCCCCACCCUCAGGGUCCCACUCCCACUGGGCUGAAGGGGGAGGAAGGGGUUAACCACUUACCUUUCUCCAGCGCCGGGCUCCCUUGGCGCUGGGGAACUCUCCUCCCUCUUCCGACGUCAGCGAUGAAUGCACAUGCGGGCAAGAGCCCUGCGCACAUUCAAUCAGUCCAUAGGAAAGCAUUACUCAAUGUUUUCCUAUGGAUGUCAGCGUCUUCUCACUGUGAUUUUCACAGUGAGAAGAGCGGAUGCGCCUCUAGCGGCUGUCAAUGAGACAGCCACUAGAGGCUGGAUUAACUCUAAGGUAAACAUAGCAGUUUCUCUGAAACUGAUAUGUUUACAGCUGCAGGGUUAACCUUAGAUGGACCUGGCACUCAGACCACUUCAUUGAGCUGAAGUGGUGUGGGUGCAUAUAGUGGUCCUUCAAGUCCAGUGCAGGUUUGGAUCCAAGUCCUUUUGUAUAGGAUUUGAUAAAGUCCAUAUGUAAAGCAGGAAAGGCAGUUACUUGGGCUUUUUUUUAUGAUAUAAAAACAUUCCUUAACCAUAAUUUAAAAUAACACAUUGCGUCCUAAACACAGGCACAUUGAUAACUCCUUAUGGAUCACAAUCUGGUUCUUAAAGACCCAAUGCUAGUAUGGAAUGUCCUGCCUAUUGUUCAUUCGCAGCUCUCUACAGCCUGCAAUCAUUAAAGGACCAUUAUAGUGCCAGGAAAACAAACUCGUUUUCCUGGCACUAUAGUGUUAAUAGGUCGCCCCCCUGCCAGGCUCUAGGGGGAGGAAGGGGUUAAAGGCUUAAUUUCUCCAGCGCCGGGCUGGGGACUCUGCUCCUCCCUCCGACCUCAUCGGCUGAAUGCGCAUGCGCGGCGAGACCCGCGCAUUCAGUCAGUCUAUAGGAAAGCAUUCUCAAUGCUCUCCUAUGGAUGCUGGCAUAUUCUCACUGUGAUUUUCACAGUGGGAAGCGCCUCUAAAGGCUGUCAAUGAGAGAGUCACUAGAGGCUGGAUUAACCCAAAUAUAAACAUAGCAGUUUCCUUGAAACUGCUAUAUUUACAGCUGAAUUGUUAACCCUAGAUGGACCUGGCAC